UUUUGGGUUCGUGUCGUGUUGUUCGUCCUCGCAGCAGACGAACCACGAGCCUUUACAUAACCGUAAUUUACGUACAUAACUUUAUUUAUUAAAGUUUUUGGCUCAACACACUCGACCAUGUCGGUGAAGGUACCACUCAACUUGGUUUCCCACCCUCGCCGUGUCGCCAGUCUGUAUAAAAACGCCCUUCGCACUCUGGAAAGUUGGAUUUGGAUAAGACAUGUUUAUCGAUAUAACGCAAUUUUGCUGAGGCAACGUUUUGAGAAGAAUAAAGACAUAAAGGAUCUAAGAAUUGCAAAACAACUGGUUAUCGAUGGCGAGAAAGAAUUAUUCCUUAAUCAACAUUACCUUCCGAGGAAAUUUGCUAACUCUCCAGGAGGUGUAGCAUAUGAAAGAGAAGUUGUGUUACCUGAUUGGAUUGUUGAUUACUGGCACCCAUCUGAGAAAGCCAGGUACCCUCACUACUUUGCUCGCAGAGAACAGCGUAAGAAAGAAUACAUCGAAUGGUACAACAAGCAAUAUCCAGAUGUGAAAGAAAAUUCAUCUUCAGGCCACUAAAAAUUUCACGACAAUUACUUGUCAGCAUGAAUCAUAGAUUGAAGAUAGUUGAUUGUAAAAUAUGAAAAUAUCAUGUAUCGAAUAUGGUUUAAUGAAUACAAUUCUUAUUACUCA
Messenger RNA from Neodiprion fabricii, 672 nucleotides. It is a transcript of the gene ND-B22, whose product is annotated as NADH dehydrogenase [ubiquinone] 1 beta subcomplex subunit 9. The transcript has 2 exons. Bases 118 to 558 code for a protein of 146 amino acids. Gene Ontology annotation, biological process: mitochondrial electron transport, NADH to ubiquinone. The record is from RefSeq and is a predicted model, not a curated record. Lineage: Eukaryota; Metazoa; Arthropoda; Insecta; Hymenoptera; Diprionidae.